Messenger RNA from Homarus americanus (American lobster), 2327 nucleotides. Its product is annotated as DDB1- and CUL4-associated factor 17-like. Gene Ontology annotation, cellular component: Cul4-RING E3 ubiquitin ligase complex. NCBI's taxonomy places the organism in Eukaryota, Metazoa, Arthropoda, Malacostraca, Decapoda, Nephropidae. The transcript has 10 exons. The record is from RefSeq and is a predicted model, not a curated record. Gene Ontology annotation, biological process: protein ubiquitination. Bases 153 to 1877 code for a protein of 574 amino acids.
UUUGAUAUUCCUUGGGUACUAUAGUGACGUCAUUUGGAGGUGAUAUUAAACUCCAUCAACCACAACAAAUGGUGUACAGUAGAAGUGUGGCAGAAGUUCUCUCACGUUAACCUUCAAGGAAAACUUUUUAUAUUGGCGUAUGUAGGAAGAUAAUGAAGCUCAGGAGGAGAAAGACGGCCGUGCAAGAACUGAUAAAUCGAGAAUAUGGAGUUAAAUGUCCCUGGUGGACAAGCAUCCAAGCUCUGCGUCAAGCAACUUUUGGACCAAGAAGACAAUGGAAACAGAUUUUGCAAACAAGGGCGAACUCUCUCAUGGAACUCAGUGGUGACUUAAUGUGGAUAACUAAACCGUCUGGUCAGAUAGGAGUUUCUUGUGGUGUGAUGAAAAGAAUUUGUGGUGAUGGAAGACUCUUACCCCUGUACAAAAUGGACCUCUAUUCUCGUCCAAAGGAACUCGCAAUAUAUGAGAUUCCCGAUCCAAAUUUUAAAGCAUCCAUUCCACAGCAGGAAUAUCAACCAGUAAUGUUUACACUGUGUAAAGGUGGUGUACUGAUGCGUCACAACCUUGAAAAUGGAAGAUUAUAUAACAAAAUUCAACUCAGUCAUCUGCCAGCUGGUUCGCUGUCUGUAAGUUUUCUGUCGGAUGUCGUCAUCAUCAAAUCACCAAAGCUCAAGUUUUUGCCUCGAACGGAAUCCCUGUUCCGCUUUAGUGUGUUCUCUAUGCAUCCGUUUAAACAUCUGGCAACACUUGACAUUGCCAGCUCAGUUUUUCCAGAUGGGGAGCAUAAGAGUCAGUACGGGAAGCUGCGUAAUGCUGAGAUUCAUGAUGACAUGCUGCUUGUUAUGACCAACAAAAACUUCACUCUUAUAUAUGAUGCCCAGAAAAUUAUCAAAGAAAAGAUGAUGGGUAAUGUUGACACUGCUGAGGAAUUUGUAUCCAAAUGCACAAUGGGUGUUGAAAAGGCUCCUCCACUCCUAUUUGUUACACUCGCACAUAUGGACAUUUUAGGUUUGGGGGCUUGUCCUUGGACAUACAUUCGAGCUGUUUCUGACUCUGUCUUAGAGGUACGGGAUUUAAGGACUGAGGAACUGCUUGAAGGAGGACAAGUAAGAUGGAAGGAUAAGAAUGAUGUGCAGAUUUCACCCGAUUACCUCAUGUUUCAUCCUGAUGACUCUAGCAGAGUUAUUCAUGUCAGAACAUCAGAAAUCAGAUUUUUAGCUAUUCGUGAAAGUGGGGGUAAAAGAAGAUUGGAGGAAGAGUUCAUUUAUCCAGAGAAGAGAAAGAUUACCAAGAAUGAGGAGCCUGCCAAAUAUUCCCGAUCUGGACGGUUAUUAAAAACAAAGUUUGAGUUGGAUAAUUCCUUAAACCGAGCAAUUUCCUUCAACAUAGAUGCUGACCUAAGGGUUCUUGUUAUCUUGGAAGCUUGGAGAGACAUUGAACAUAACUGUACAAAAUUACUGAAGGUUGUAUUUUAUGACAGCCUUUCCUAUGACCUUCUCCAUGAAAUGGAUAUUUGUGUAAAAGUUGAUGGAGAUAUUGAAACAAACAGACUGAGUAUCCAUUUGGAUAGAGAUAUUCUUAACAUAGUUUCAAACAAAGGAAGUCAGCACACUGUUUUAGUGUACCGACUGAAAGAAGUCAUAGAAGAGGAGGAAAAUGAGAUGAAAAGGAAAAUGUUAACAAGAUUGUGUAACAGUAUUAGUAGUGACAGUAACAUGGAAAGGUUUCAUUUAAGGAGGAGAGCAUUUCGAAGGUCAGGAAACACAGCCGUAGAAAGGCCCACACACAGAAGACAAAAUAAAAGGAGACGUGCAAGAACAGCUGGGAGUGAUGAGUCCAGUAAUGAGAGUGAUGAUGAUGAUGAAUGGGUUCCCUAAAGCACUGUGUUUGAGAAGAAAAAAAGCCAGGUGUUGCUAUCUGCACACAAGAGAGUGUGUUAAGAUUAUUGUGCUGAACUAUACCUGGUAGUUUGACAUGCUACUUACAGUACAAUAUACUGUAUUGUAUGUGAAUGUGAGGGAGAAAAUUAAAGAAAAGUUUGCAUUACUGGCAGGUGAAUGUGGGAGGGAAAAGUUAAAGAUUGUACAGUACAGUAGUGUUAUGUGAUUGGAAGCUUUUUUUUUUAACUCUCUCUCUCUCAUUAGUAAUUAAGGAGAGGUGAUGUCAUCCACUUCUUGUCAUAAAGUACAAAGUUACAAUCAAGAUAACAAUUCUUGCCUAUCUUAUUGUUAUUAUAUUUGAAUUCCAAAUAAUUAUUUUAUUUUACUGUGAAUUUCUUGUUGGUAGUCUCAGUGGUCCUGAUUAUUACAGUAAACAAGUACAUACAG